AUGGCAAUGCUAGAAAAAGAAAUGUCCCUGGGAUUUGAUUUUGUGGGGAGAGAACUUAAGGAGCUUAAAGGCUUGAUUAUCUCACUCUCUGCAAAUUUCUUAGUUCCUAGCACCUCAUUCAGCUUUAAGGACCUUUUUUCCCAUCCACCCUCUCCUUCUCACACUGAUCCUGAACCUUCAUCUUUCCCUAUUGUUCCUACUUCCACAUGUUCUGUUCCACCUUCAGUUUCACAGCCCAUUCCUCCUUCUACUAUACUUGCUCUCAUUCCAAUCCCUCAAGUUACUCCUCCUACUACACUAACACCUAUCUCUCAAGCCCUCUCUCCUAUUUCCCAACCUCCUCCUCUCCCUAUCCCUUUUACCUUACCCUCAUUCUCUUCUCCUCCCACUUCCUCCAUUAAUGUUGGCAAAAAGGGGGAGAAGAAUAGUUCUGACUAG
Messenger RNA from Neltuma alba, 438 nucleotides. Its product is annotated as proline-rich receptor-like protein kinase PERK13. Lineage: Eukaryota; Viridiplantae; Streptophyta; Magnoliopsida; Fabales; Fabaceae. The transcript has a single exon. Bases 1 to 438 code for a protein of 145 amino acids. The record is from RefSeq and is a predicted model, not a curated record.